Westerdykella ornata is the source of this 712-nucleotide messenger RNA. RefSeq lists its product as uncharacterized. The transcript has a single exon. The record is from RefSeq and is a predicted model, not a curated record. The coding region runs from base 203 to 613 and encodes 136 amino acids. NCBI's taxonomy places the organism in Eukaryota, Fungi, Ascomycota, Dothideomycetes, Pleosporales, Sporormiaceae.
UCCGUCUUCAGGAGUCAAAAUAUCCUUGACGCUCGCUCUCAGCAUUUCCUUGCAAAAGCUUCCUCUUCCCUUUCGACGUCUCGCUCCGCAUGACGUUCAGGAUGUGACGAGCAAACUAACUAAUGUCUUACUAUUUCGAUGCUUUUAUGACUCAGGACAUUGCUUCCCAUAGUCUGGAGUGGACCUUUGCUAUCAUGCGCGCAUGUACAAUAGCGGUUUGUCAUUUCUGGUCAUGUUUUUCCGUCAAUGUUUUUGCUUCUCAGUUCGUCUUGGAUUUUAUCUCGUUGCAACGGCCUUGUACAAAAGUACGCUUAGCAGAGUAUCUAUAGUAGAGACCGAUUACGGCUCCAAUCCCGAUCCAGUCUGGAAAGUCCAUUGGCUCCCUAUUCUCUCAGCGAGGCCUGUUAGCCAACCCAGGGCUCUGCAGGGCACCAUAGGUUCACCUGUGAUGCAGAGGCUGCAAGACGGUCCUCCUGGAAGUCGGAGAAGUCUGUCUGAGAAACACAACGGCAGAACUAGGUUUCGCGGGAGCACAGGAAGUGGCUCCGGUUCGCGCGUUUCAGCUUUUCGUGCCACUCUGCACCACCAUGACCAGCGGGGCCGGAACACAUGACCUCUGUUAUCGCAGUGCAUCGGAUGAGUGCCCCGGUCCAAGACUCCGAGCCGCUCAUGGUUCUAGUGUAUCCUAGCGAGCAUGAUUGACUGAUUAGCA